Molecule: messenger RNA, 2155 nt
Organism: Panicum hallii
Lineage: Eukaryota; Viridiplantae; Streptophyta; Magnoliopsida; Poales; Poaceae
Product: death-associated protein kinase 1-like
Exons: 5
Coding region: 18-1859 (613 amino acids)
Cellular component (GO): plasma membrane
Molecular function (GO): protein phosphatase 1 binding; protein phosphatase regulator activity
Source: RefSeq, a predicted model, not a curated record
GGCACAAUCCACACACAAUGGAACACCGACUGCUCAAAGCUGUUGCCACAGGUGACACGAACCUAUUAGAACAAGUUCUGGGCUCGCAGUCCUCAGCAACAGCCGAGCAGGGGGAAGAAAGCUGCCUAAGAGGCGUCACUGCAGAGGGCAGCACGGCUCUCCACAUUGCAGCCAGCUGCGGGUACCUGGAGCUCGUCGAGAUGGUCUGCGCUCAGGACAUCUCGCUUAUCAAGGCAAGUAACAAUAAGCUUGAUACACCUCUGAUCUGUGCCGCGAGGGCUGGGCAUAGGGAUGUGGCCGAUUAUCUCAUGGGGUGUGCUAUGGACGAGCAAGAAGAUCUGAGGGCGAGGAAUUUGGAUGGGGAGACCGCGAUGCAUGAGGCGGUCAGGAACGGCCAUUUGCCCGUCUUGCAGGGACUCAUGUCAAGGGAUAGCGGGCUGGCUGCAGUAGUAGAUGAGAAUGGUGUGUCUCCGCUUUACUUGGCGGUUGCGUCCAAUCGGGCUGACAUGGUCAAAGUCCUGAUUGGAGAAUCUUCGGAUGGUGUGAGCUACUCUGGGCCAGAUGGACAAACUGCAUUGCAUGCUGCGGUCUACGUCAGCAGAGAAAUAAGUGAGUGCCUGCAACGUUGGAAAGAAACACUUGCCAGAGAAGUCGAUGGUUAUGGAAGAACAGCCCUUCACUAUGCAGCAUUAACUAAAAACCUUGGACUGGUGAAACUUUUAUUGGCAGACAGCUCGCUUGCAUUCGUUCCAGAUAAUGAGGGUUUAUAUCCUGUGCACAUUGCCGCUAUAGCGGGCAACGUUAAUGUUGUCUGCAUGUUCAUGAAAAUAUGCCUGAACUAUGAUGAGUUGUUUGACAACAAACGCAGAAAUAUUCUACAUUGUGCCGUUGAACACGGCAGGGUUCAGGUGGUGUGGCACAUCUGCAGAAGCCCAAAGUUUGUGAGGAUGAUGAAUGCAAGGGAUGGUGAAGGAAACACACCACUACAUCUAGCUGUAAAUCAUGGGCGCACAAUGAUCUUCUCCUUUCUUAUGAUGGAUGCUAGGGUGAAUCUCAACAUUAUGAACAAUGAAGGAUUAACACCUCUAGAUGUUGCCUUCAGUAAGAUACACAGUGAUUAUACAUUUUCGUCGUUCACGAAUACUUCUAUCAUCACAUGCUUAACCCUUUGUGAAGCUUCAGGCAGCCCAUGGCACCAUGCUAGAAAUCUGUCAGAUAAGUGGUGCUCAGAAGGAAAGAAGGAACCAGGCAGUUAUGCUAAUGUGUCCCAGAGCAUUUUAUACAUCUCUGUAUUUAUCGUAGUUGGCUCACUCGCUGCUGCUUGUACUCCACCGGGGGGCUACAUCACAGAAGGCAAUGAUGCUGGUAGGCCAGUAUUCGGAGGGAGAACUGGUUUCUGGAUAUUUGUGAUUGCAAACAGCAUGUCAUUCUAUCUCUCCACAACAACGAUAUUUCUAUUUGUGUUUGCCAGACUAACAAGGCAUCGCCGGUUUUACCUCAUUUUGUCUGCUGCACUGGCUUUUGGAGCAGUUCUGUCCAUGGUAACGGCAUUUGCGACAGUAGUAGGGCUAACGCUGGACCCUGCAAACAGCUGGGACGAGUCUAUUCUUAUUUGGCUGGUGUCAAAUUUAGCAUUUCCGAUAUGUCUGCGGGUUGCGAUGCAGUUGUGGAUGAGCAAACACCGCUGGCAGGACAUAUCUAAAGUAGUAGCUCAAGCCAUCCUGCUGAUUUAUGUGGUCCGAGCUUUGAUCAUCACCAUGCAAUCCCUGGUUAAAAGCGUUCUGCCCGGGAGACAAGAACCCUGCAGCUGGCAUGGAUGUGUGGUCCAAGAUGAUGCGGUUGUCUACUACCCUACUUGAGGCAAAGUUUGGGCUCAAGUGUUUUUCUGUUGGGAUCAGGUUUGAUGUGCUUCCUGACCGGCGACGGCGACCGCCACAGCGCUCGUGCAUGACAAUGGAUGCGACAUGACCUCGUCUCCAUCCCCUCGCGAUUCUUCCAACAAGAAUAUCAGAUCAUGUCACCGAGUCCAGUUGCUCAUUUCCAUCAAACAUGGCAGCUGAAUACCUGACCCUGUCCGGCCGCGCUGAACAGAGAGCAUGCAUUGUGGUUGCAUUUUACUCUGCAACAGUCGUCUGCGUAGCUACCAAAAAGAAAA